UGAGCUGCUGUCCCGUAUGUUUGUCCUCAUCCGUUUUAUAGUUUUGUGUUCAGGAGGCCAGACGUGAACUCGACGGACGAACAGAGUAAUAGAUCAGAGACUUUACGGUGGAAACCAUGUUUAAACUUGCUCUAGUCGCUCUUGUGCUUCUCAGCGCCAGCUGUUUGGCCAAACAAUCUGAUCCUAAAGUGCAGGUGUACAGCCGUAACCCUGGAGAGUAUGGGAAGAAGAACGUGCUGAUCUGCUACGUCAGUGGCUUCCACCCCCCUGACAUCACCAUCAAGCUCAUGAAGAACGGGGUGGAGAUCCCGGACAGCCACCAGACCGACCUGGCCUUCGAGCAGGGCUGGCAGUUCCACCUGACCAAGUACGUGGACUUCACCCCCCAGGCGGGAGAGCAGUACACCUGUCGCGUCCGUCACAUGACCAGCCCAGAGAAAUCUUACACAUGGGAACCUGACAUGUGAACGUGCAACAAUUGCUGGAAAUAACAGUUUAUUCUCUUCGGCUUCUCUCCAUAAUGCCAAUCCUGCUUUGAUUUCGUUUACAAUUCAGGAGUGUCCAGCCUUCUCCAGGUUCAGGUGUUUUUUUAAUUGGAGCUGAACUCUUACUAGAUCCACAUCCUGAUAUCAGAUCUCAGCAUGUCUGUUUGGGACAGGGGUGUCUGGUCUGAUCCUGCUCUAGGAAGGCUGGUGUCCAGCUCUAAUCAAACACCCCUGGACCAGGACGGGACACCCCUGCUUUAGGAUAUGCUUCCUGUGUUGCAGACUGCAAUGUGUUUUCUUUUACGCAAAGACAAAUGUGUAUCUUUAUAUCUAAUUGAUUUGUAUUUUUAUUUUGGUGUGUAUCUGGACAUAAUUAGUAGGGUGCCUGUAGUAUAUAUAUAUAUAUAUAUCAGCAAUUAUCUAAAGCCUUGGGUGAGGAAUUUCUUGCUUUAAUUUAGUCUUUAUAACAUUAGCACUCAAUCAUCUUAAUGCCUUUUGUUCUGAAAUGUAUUGAAGAUUCAGGAAAGGAGUUUUAUUUUUUAACACUUUCAUUGGUGUAAUUCUUGCAUACACAUGUUUCCAGUGUUAAAUAGCCUAUAACUUCCAGAUUUGGUAAAGAUUCAUUUUCUCCAUAAAUAAAUCGGAGUUUCAUUGUAAAAAAAAAUCAGUUACAAAAGAUAGAAAAAUGUGAAAUGUAAGACAAAUUCUGUUUAUGAUGUAUGACCAUCACUGAUUCUAGGAGUCAUAAUGCCAUGUAAUUCGGAUCAAUAAAAUAUAAUUUCUUCUUAA
Messenger RNA from Carassius gibelio (silver crucian carp), 1274 nucleotides. It is a transcript of the gene b2ml, whose product is annotated as beta-2-microglobulin, like. Gene Ontology annotation, cellular component: MHC class II protein complex. The transcript is spliced from 4 exons. Gene Ontology annotation, molecular function: MHC class II protein complex binding. The record is from RefSeq and is a predicted model, not a curated record. NCBI's taxonomy places the organism in Eukaryota, Metazoa, Chordata, Actinopteri, Cypriniformes, Cyprinidae. Gene Ontology annotation, biological process: antigen processing and presentation of exogenous peptide antigen via MHC class II; positive regulation of T cell activation; peptide antigen assembly with MHC class II protein complex. Bases 117 to 467 code for a protein of 116 amino acids.